CCAACAAAAUCAAAUUUUCUGGGUGGGAAACGAAUGCGGAUUUCAUUUUCCAGGUAAAACACAGAGCGAGAAUGAUGAACAAAGGUGGAGGCUUGGGAGGUGGGGUUGCCGGCGGUUCUGGAGGUGGAGGGGGUCCCACAGCCGCAGCAGCGGCCGCCGCCGCACAGAAGCAGAAGGCUUUGAUGCAGAGAGUGGAGAAUGAUAUCGCCAACGUUGUAGACAACUUCACCCACCUUGUCAGCGUUUCGCGGGUGACUGAUCUACCUGUCAGAAACUCACAAGAAGCUUUCAUGAUGGAGAUUCGAGCGGCCAGAAUGGCUCAGGCAGCUGAUUCUCUACUUAAGUUGGUAUCAGAGCUGAAGCAGACAGCAAUCUUUUCUGGGUUUGCAUCUCUUAAUGACCAUGUUGAGCAAAGAACAUCUGAGUUUAACCGAGAGGCUGAAAAAACGAAUCGGAUGUUAGCUCGAAUUGGAGAGGAAUCAGCUGCUAGUCUCAAAGAGCUUGAAUCCCAUUUUUACUCCUCUGCACAGAAGACAAGUCAGUAAAUCUAGCUGUUUAACCAUUUCAUUUUUUAAUUUCUCUUGGUAAACAAAGACGGAAACUUUUUUUUUUACAAGUAGAAAAUGAAGCCCUGGUCUCUUAUUCUCAAACUGAUUUUGCUUCCUAUUAAAAUAUUCCUAUUUUGAUCAUAUUACCUGGAAAAUUUUGAUGUAAUUUAAUAUUAUAAUAAAUUAUUGUUGCAUGUAUUUGGAAGUAGGAUGAAGUCGAUGCCAGUUUCAA
Messenger RNA from Carica papaya (papaya), 780 nucleotides. Its product is annotated as mediator of RNA polymerase II transcription subunit 22a-like. Lineage: Eukaryota; Viridiplantae; Streptophyta; Magnoliopsida; Brassicales; Caricaceae. Gene Ontology annotation, cellular component: mediator complex. The record is from RefSeq and is a predicted model, not a curated record. Gene Ontology annotation, molecular function: transcription coregulator activity. Gene Ontology annotation, biological process: regulation of transcription by RNA polymerase II.